GUGAUAGUAAUAAUGUGCACUAUCACACUGUAGCUAUCGUCUUCAUUGAACGACGUAUAAAUUAUUAAACAUAAUAUUUACGGUACAAUAAAUAUAAUAAAAUUAAAGAAAAUAUUUAUAUAUCUAGCAGAUAAGCUAUGAACUCGGGCCGAUAACACGCACGUUCAUCAUUUUCAAAGAAAAUAUUCACGAGCAGUCUGAUUAGUUUCUCGUUGAAUUUCGUGUCGUACAUUAGACUACUAAAUUUCAUGCAUGAGAACUUUGUACUAUUUUUUGCCUAUAAACGCGUGUCAUUCUCGAGAUACACAUGACAGUUCGUUACAUUUUAAUUAACUAACGUGACGUUAGUUAGUCAGUCGAAACUGACCUUUGUGCACGAAACUCUUUCAUAAUAGAAAAAUUUAACUCGCUAAGUUUUCUUAGAAACACCGUGAUACGAGUAUUUUCACAAUGAGUGUUACUUCAUCAAUGAAAUUUAUCGUUUCUGUUACUGCAGGGUCACAAAUUAAUAGUCUUUGAUGUCAACGAAUCAGCCGUGUCGAAUCUAACAGAGGUAGGUGCUGACAGAGCUUCGAGCCCUGCUGACGUGGUGAAAGAUGCCGAAGUGGUUGUGUCGAUGUUGCCGUCGAAUCAACACGUUCUGGACGUUUACAACAUUAAAAAUGGUCUAUUAAGUUCAGCAAAAAGAGACACACUGCUGAUCGAUAGCAGCACGAUAGAUCCAUUUGUCUCUCAAACUUUGGCGAAAGAGGCUGAAAAGUCCGGCGUUAAUUUUCUAGACGGUCCAGUGUCCGGAGGCGUGAACGCUGCCAAGGACGGAACGCUGACAUUCAUGGUCGGAGGCUCGAAUGAAAAUUUCGAACUUGCCAAGCCCCUCUUACAAACCAUGGGAUCUAGGAUUGUUCACUGUGGGGACGUGGGCAUGGGUCAGGUGGCAAAAUUGUGCAAUAACAUGCUUUUGGCCGUUAGCAUGAUCGGCACAGCCGAAGCAUUCAAUCUCGGGCAAAAAUUGGGUCUGGAUCCCAAGGUGUUAGCUGACAUUGUAAACUCGAGUUCUGGCAGAUGUUGGUCUUCCGAGUUGUACAAUCCUGUCCCAGGUAUCCUUGACAAUGUUCCGAGCUCCAAGAAUUACGAGGGCGGUUUUGGAGUGAGCUUAAUGGCCAAGGAUUUGGGAUUGGCGCAGUCUGCCGCAGUUAAUGCAGAAGCAACUAUUCCUUUAGGUUCCUUGGCUCAUCAAAUUUAUAGAGCAAUUAUUUCUCAAGGCUUUGCAAAGAAAGAUUUCAGUUUUGUUUACCAGUUUUUUAAAGGAACACGGUAAUUUUUAUUGUAGAAAUUUGAUAAUAAUGUAACUAAUAUACUGCCAUCUUUUAAUACAAUUUUUCAUACAUAGUUGACCGUUUAAAGGAUUAUUACAUAUUGAAUCUUUAUUUCAAAUUUUGAAACAUGUGGUUGCAUAGAGUGCGCUACGAGACAGAACAAUCGAAGCGUCGGUAACAGGUCAAAAGUAUUAAAAAAUUAAAACAUUAUAGAUUAAUGUUCUUUACGUUACAGGAUAUAAUAAUAAAUAGAAUAUAACGUAAAAAUCAAAGCGAAUUAUUUUAAAUUAAAGUUUUUUUUUUUACCGGAAUAUUAGUUCUCUUCUAUACCGAUCUCGUCACGCUGAUAUGUUUUUGUAUGUUAUUUUUCAGAGUUGUACUAUAUUUAUAG
Heterotrigona itama is the source of this 1707-nucleotide messenger RNA. The record is from the annotation of a GenBank genome assembly. NCBI's taxonomy places the organism in Eukaryota, Metazoa, Arthropoda, Insecta, Hymenoptera, Apidae.